Molecule: messenger RNA, 3193 nt
Organism: Branchiostoma floridae (Florida lancelet)
Lineage: Eukaryota; Metazoa; Chordata; Leptocardii; Amphioxiformes; Branchiostomatidae
Product: CMP-N-acetylneuraminate-beta-1,4-galactoside alpha-2,3-sialyltransferase-like
Exons: 10
Coding region: 506-1948 (480 amino acids)
Molecular function (GO): sialyltransferase activity
Source: RefSeq, a predicted model, not a curated record
CACAUUGAACAGCUAAACAGGAUUGGGGCCUCACAAAUCCAAGAAAUUCGCGAAAAGACGCAUUUUUACAGCUUUCUUCUGAAUAAUGUUGAUUAUUGUGUAUAAUCUAUAAACAAUCCAACAUUUAUGAAGAUGGGAUGAUCUCUAAGAAUCUGCAGAAAACGCACAGGUGGACAGAAAUGACCACUGGUGACUGAUUCGUCCAUCAUACCUGUACCCAUGAGAAGAUUCCCCCACUAUCUACCCCUGAACCAGAACAGCGAGGACUCUCCCACCAUGUCCACCCUGAUAACUUAUUACAAUUUCACACAGGUGGACAGAAAUGACGACUGGUGACUGAUUUGUCCAUCGUACCUGUACCCAUGAGAAGAUUCCCCCACUAUCUCCCCUUGAACCAGAACAGCGAGGACUCUCCCACCAUGUCCACCCUGAUAACUUAUUACAAUUUCACACAGGUGGACAGAAAUGACGACUGGUGACUGAUUUGUCCAUCAUACCUGUACCCAUGAGAAGAUUCCCCCACUAUCUCCCCUUGAACCAGAACAGCGAGGACACGCCCACCAUGUCCACCCUCACGCGCACGUAUCUCGUCAUCAUCAUCAUCGGAUUCUCCGUGGUGCUGUCGCUGCUGUACUACGUCAGUAGUCACAUGAUGACACCUCAGCACAGAAGGGAGCAUCUUCAUGACUCACCUGGACUCUUAAGAAAGCACACAGGUAGCCAACCCUCUCUGUAUGAAGAACCUGGGCUCAGCAAUGCUACAGAAAACCCCUCAACUUCUAAAGAUGACAACCAAAGCCACCAGAUUAGAGUUUUGGAAGAGACAACAGACAACAAAACAUAUAGUAGAACAACCCUUCCUUUGAAACAGACUACAAAAACUGUGAAACAGACGGCAAAAACUGUGAAACAGACAGCAAAAACUGUGUCAAAUGGCGGUGCACCAAAACCAGAAACCAGACCAAUCUUUGUGCAGAAAGUAGAGGAGAAAGAGACAGUUAAAGAUGCGGUUGCCAUGGAAAUGGGUGAUGAGAAUGGCGUGGCAGAUGAGGAGGAAGUUUGUCGGCCACACCACGCCUCCAGCACUAUUGUCAACACACAUCCAAAGUUCAGAAAGGACAUUCCCCUGUUUGUGACCAAUGACUACAAAUCCUACAGCUCUGUUAUGAACUACUCGCCUCCAUUUGGUUUAAGAGGAACAGAUAAAGACUUGAUGAAUGUGUUGAAGAUUCUCCCACAGGCAUCCACUAUGCCAGAGAACAUUGAAAGAAUACCGUGUAAGCGCUGUAUAGUGGUGGGCAGUGGUGGCAUUUUGCUGGGAAAGAAGCUGGGACCUCAGAUAGACGACUUUGAUAUAGUCAUAAGAAUGAACAACGGUCCCGUGAAAGGUUACGAGGAGGACGUCGGUCACAAGACCACGAUCAGAAUGUCGUACCCGGAGGGCGCGCUACAGGACCCCGGCGGUUACCACCAGGACUCACUGUUCCUCAUGGUUCCCUUCAAGUCUUUAGACUUCCUCUGGCUCCAGAGAAUCAUUGGAAAACAAUCAGUGGGUGAUAUAGCGUCAAGGUUCUGGAAGUCCAUCGCCCAUGCGAUACCGAAGAACGCAGACAAGUUCCGUAUCGUGAACCCCGCCCUACUCCAGGAGACGUCCUUCGAUCUGAUUGGCUUCCCCACCAUGGGUGGGAAGAUGGGGAAGAAUGUACCUACAAUUGGCUCUUUGGCAAUCAUCUGGGCCAUCAACUACUGUGAUGAGGUAACUGUUGCCGGGUUUGGUUAUGAUCUAUCGCAGCCUACCGUUUGGCUGCACUACUACAAGGACGCCAAGAUGUCGUCCAUCGCAAAAUCCUGGACACACGACAUCAACAAGGAGAAGGAAUUUCUCAAGACGCUCGUAAGGAAUGGCGUUAUUACGGACUUGACUGGCGGAAUCAUUGGACACGUUUGAGAAACGCGUCUCGGAGUUUAUGCUAGGGUGGAGUAUCAACAAACAUUGUUCAAUGCACACAUGUUGUACGUACUAACUUAAAGGUAUAUGAGGGGUGAUCAAUAAGUUCUCGGCCUAGUAUGAAGUACUAGUAGUACUACUAGUAUGAAGGCUUUUAUCAAUAUCCUGCACCAACUUUGAAAUCAUUGCAGUUAUUACUUUCCAGGCAACGUCUUUUUGAAAAUCAGUAGGAAAGUAGGCGAGAAAAGCAAGGUGAACUGUAAUCAGACGUAUGGGUCUAGUUCCCCAUGCCUGAAAUUCUUUGAAGACAUUGUCAAAAUGUUUCAUAAUGGUUCUCUUCCUUUUUCAAGUAGAAAGGAGCAGGUAUCUGACUUCCAGCAGAGCAAGUUGACGCGCACACCUCAGGUUGCAGCUCAAUUGUCCACAUUUUUUUUCCUUGUCUUAGGUAAUGUUACUGGAUGUUGACUGCAAAGUAAUGAUUACAAUGAUUUGAAUUUUGGUACACAGUCAUAUAAGACUUUAUACUUGACAUCUAUGCUUCGAAAUCUGAGUUGUGCUUAUUAUUUCUGGGUGAGACCUAGAACUUAUUGAUUGAUCACCCCUUGUGACUGCUUUCGAUUUGGUGUGCUAGAUAUUUUACUCUAGACAUAGAAGUCCACAGCAAUAAAUUACUCUAGGUCGAAAUUUCUAAAGCAGAUAAAAUGUGAGAAAAGUGACAACAUUUAAAAAGAUUUAUUCUUUGCCAUGUAGCUAAGAAAUUUUACCUAUCAAUUUUAUUUAUGUUUUAGUGUAAAGUAAUUUAUAAAUUUGGUUUUAUUUUCUGGUAAAGUUACAUGUAAUCAUAUUUUUUAAAUCAUAUUUAUUCAGUUAACAUAGACAGCUACUGUAUUGCUUAUAUGUAUAACAAAGCUGUACAUAUUUAUAUUCAGUAUACCUCUUUUAGAUACCAAUCAAGGGUAGUGUCAACAUGAUGUAAAUCACUGUAUAUUGUGGGAGAAAAGUGCAUUAUAUUUGUCACUGGUAGGUCAGCGUGGCAUAAAUGGUAGCGCUACCCUACUGCGUGGCUAUCUGGAUCAAAUUGCAUGGAUCUGGGAGCCACGGAUCCAUGCAAUUCAGAUGGCCAUGGACUGUGGGCCUGAGUUCGAUCCUACUAGGAUCAACCUCAGCUUUGACAAUGUAAAGGAUUUCAUUUGUCUUUUCGAAUUGUGACAUUUAGCGAACGGCCCUAUAUAUGAGGGCAAAAGC